Elephantulus edwardii (Cape elephant shrew) is the source of this 2670-nucleotide messenger RNA. RefSeq names its product schlafen family member 13 (gene SLFN13). The record is from RefSeq and is a predicted model, not a curated record. Gene Ontology annotation, biological process: defense response to virus. Gene Ontology annotation, molecular function: tRNA binding. Lineage: Eukaryota; Metazoa; Chordata; Mammalia; Macroscelidea; Macroscelididae.
AUGGAAACAAAUUGUUGCUCUCUGAUAAUGGAAUCAUCUCACCCAGACCUGGUCAUCAAUGUAGGAGAAGUGACUUUGGGUGAAGAGAACAGAAAGACCCUACAGAAGACACAGGGGAAGAAAAUUCAGAAAGAGAGAGAGAAAAUUGCACAGGCUGCGUGCGCUUUAUUAAACUCAGGAGGAGGAGUGAUUCAGAUGCAAAUGGCAAACAAGGAAGAUCGUCUACUGGAGAUGGGACUGGAUUUAGAAGAAGCUCUGAGAGAUCUCAUUAACCCCGGAUUUGCAGCCUGUAUACUUCACUGUAAGAAAUCUGGCACCUCGGUGUUUCAGAUUAAAUCAACAGAAGCAUUCCAUUUCCUGAAAGUCAAGAAAAGAGGUGCAAGUGAUCUGAUUGAUGAAGGCUUUCCGCAUAGUAAAAUUCACAAGGUUGUGCCUCAGAACAUUCGUCAUCCGGAUCUUGCUGAACAGGUGUUCCAAAGUGAUGAGCUUGAAUAUGAAACCAUCCUACCCUUUCCUGAGUCUCAGAACAUAGAAUUUAAAGAGUUCUCUACAAAAAACAUAGAAAAGUACAUAAAAAGUACAAUCCCGAAGUAUGUCUCUGCAUUUGCAAACAGUAAGGGAGGAUAUCUUUUCAUUGGUGUGCAUGAUACAAGUAAGAAAGUCUUGGGAUGUAGAAUAGAAAAUGUUGACCGGGACUCUUUGAAACGUGUAAUGAAAGAAACCAUUUCCAAGCUGCCUGUUGUUCAUUUCUGCUCUUCAGCUGCUCCACAGAUGUAUGCCGAGUCCAAAGUCAUAGAUGUGCUGAACAUGAACGAGUUGUAUAGUUAUCUCUGUGUAAUAAAAGUGAAGCCAUUCUGUUGUGCAGUGUUCUCAGAAGCUCCAAGUUCAUGGAUGAUAAAGGAUGGGCAAGUGUGCAGCCUGACACCUGAGGAAUGGAUAGACAGAAUGAUGGACACAGACCAUGAGUUGGCUGAAGAUUUUGAAUCUCAACUAAGUCUAUCUGAGAGGCCCCCGCUUUGCAGACCAGUGUAUUCCAAGAAAGGUCUAGAACAUAAGACAACCCUGCAACAACGUUUAUUUCCAGUGCCAUCGGAACAUUUUCUAUACACUCCAGAACCCCUGUGGAAGGAGCUGUCCUCACAACAUGAAGGACUGGAAGAGUUACUAAAGGAGGAGUUGCGUCCUUUCUCCAGGGGACUUUUGAUCCUUUCUAGAAGCUGGGCUGUAGACCUGAACUUACAAGAGAAGCAGGAAGUCAUCUGUGAUGCUCUCCUGGUUGCACAGAACAGCCCUCCCACUCUCUACACCGUUCUUGGAGGGCAGGAUGCAGAGGCACAUCGCUACUCCACCCUUACUGCAUUUACUUUAAAGCAGAAACUGGUCAACAUGGGUGGUUACACUGGGAAACUGUGCGUCAGGACCAAGAUCCUCUAUCUGAAUCCUGAGAGCACUGUAGAGUCCUUGCAGGGUCCAGGCUCACAGAUAGAUUAUCCUGAGUCCUAUCAUCUUGCAAAUGCCCAACAAAUGGAAGCCUUGCUGCAGUCCCUUGUGAUCAUCCUGUUAGGCUUCAGAUCUUUCCUAAGUGACCAGCUCGGCUGUGAGGUUUUAAAUCUUCUCACAGCCCAACAGUAUGAGAUAUUAUCUAAGAAUCUCUCCAAGUGCAGAGAGCUGUUUAUCCAUGGUUUACCUGGAUCAGGGAAGACCAUCAUGGCCAUGAAGAUUAUGGAGAAGAUCAGGAAUGUAUUUCACUGUGAAGCACAUGAAAUUCUCUAUGUUUGUGAAAACCAGCCUUUGAGAAAUUUUAUUGGCAAUAAAAAUAUUUGCCAUGCGGUGACCCGGAAAACUUUCAUGAAAGGUAACUUUGAGAAGAUCCGACAUAUCAUCAUUGAUGAAGCACAGAACUUCCGCACUGAAGAUGGUUGCUGGUACGACAAGGCAAAAAGCAUCACUUGGAGAGAAAAGGAUGGCCCAGGAAUUCUCUGGAUCUUUCUGGACUACUUCCAGACUAGCCACCUGGAUAUCACCGGCCUCCCUGUUUUCUCGGCCCAGUAUCCAAAAGAAGAGCUCACAAAGGUGGUUAGAAAUGCAGAUCCAAUAGCCAACUACCUACAGAAAGAAAUGCAGGCCGUGAGAGCAAGUCCUCUGCCUAACAUCCCUCCCCAGUACCUGGAAAUGCUCUGUACAGCUCAGUGGGCUCAGGGCGUUUCAGGCUACUUCGAGCUUAAGCACUUCCCGACCUUGAAAAGGAUUGCAAUCGAAGUGGCAAACAAGUGCCAGUUUCUCUUCAAGAAGGCUUAUUCUCCCAAGGAUAUUGCUAUACUUUUUGGCAGAGUAAGUGAAGUGUCAUGUAAAGAUAUAGUUUUAAAUGAAAUAGAAAGGACAAUUAAUACCAACAACGGUGUAUCUCAUAUCAACAAUGUAUCCAUUUUAUCCAGUGACAUCACUUUUGACAGCAUCCGUAGAUUUUCAGGUCUGGAAAGAAACAUUGUGUUUGGAAUCAACCCAAAAGGUGCUGAGUCAGAGCUUUCCCACAGUCUUCUGCUCUGUUUGGCUUCCAGGGCAAAAAAACAUCUAUAUAUUUACUUUGGAGAUUUUAUAAUGGAAUACCCCAAUCUAAGAAGAAAUUAUAAAGAAAGAUAUACCCUCUUACUAAAACCAGAAAAGGAAUGA